UCCUUGCAACUUUACCAUCUCAACAAUUGCAAGGGUAUAAUGCAGUUCGCUGGACAAUUUUGCAGCAACGGGUAAGGAAAAGGGAUGAAUUCACAGGGAACAAGAGUAGAUAUUGAAUCAGGGAGACUACAUGGAAGAAGGGAUGUCUCAGCCGCUUGUCUUAUUUCAUUCAUCUGUAACUGUAAGGGGUUUGAGUUGCUUUUUAACCCUAAGAAACGUGCACUCGCGGCGCUCUUCGCUAUUCUGGAAGCAAUUUCAUUUUAUUUGGAUAGAUUUGUGGAAAGCCGGCUGAGUAUCCGUAUUGUUGCAUGUCUGUUAUCGGUACUUGGUUUACUGGUGAUCGUUUGGACUCUUUUCAUGGAAAGAAAUUCCAUGGCAAAUAGAGUAGUGGCGAAGAAGGUACUUUGGGCGUUGGAGAUUGGCUUCGGAGUAGCCCAAUUGAUUAAUUCAUUUAUGAUACUUGUGGGUAGCAAUAUCAUGAACAAAUAUAUGUCAUCAAUUUUGCUGCUGUUUUUUGUCGUGAUUUCUUAUGGGUCCACUUUCAUAACAGAUGAAGAAGGUUCUGAUACGUAUGGCCUCGAAAACAGUAUUUCGUCAAUUGAAUUUCUGCGUAAUCCAAAUGAGAUUGAUGAACGUUCGGAUCUUUCAAAUACUCCAAAUGAGAUCGGUGAACAUUCGGAUCUUGCAAAUACUUCUAACAAGAUAAGUAGCCCUUUCAUAUUCCCUCGCCGAAAACGUUCUGUAAGACCGCGGUUGUAUCUUUCUAUCGACUCAGACUCUGAAUAGAAAAUUUUGGUUCUUGGUGUUGGUUAUAGAAAUAUAAAAUGUCAGAAACGGUGUCAUCUUGGUGUUAGAGAUGUGCUGCUAAAAUAAAGCCUUGCCGUUUUAUGUUUAGCUUAUAUUUAGCUUAAGUAAAAAUGUUGUACAAAAAGGGAAGAAUCUUUCCCAACUGUAAUCAGUUCAGUUGAGUAUACAAUUUCGUUUGUGCCUCUUUCAAUUAUUCUCCCUCAAUUCUCUCAUUAUCUCACACUUAUAUGCAUAAAAUUUGUAGCGCUCGUGCUUGGACCUUUCUUGGGGGUAGAAG
Messenger RNA from Pistacia vera, 1084 nucleotides. RefSeq lists its product as uncharacterized. The transcript has 2 exons. NCBI's taxonomy places the organism in Eukaryota, Viridiplantae, Streptophyta, Magnoliopsida, Sapindales, Anacardiaceae. The record is from RefSeq and is a predicted model, not a curated record. The coding region runs from base 85 to 786 and encodes 233 amino acids.